AUGGAGAGAUAUAAGACCAGAUUAGUAGCCCAAUGCUACAACCAACAAGAAGGCCUAGACUACAUAGAAACAUUCUCACCAGUAGCCAAAAUGGUUACUGUGAGAGUUGUAGUUGCCUUAGCUGCUGCUUCCAGUGAAAAACCAGUCUGUACACCCCUUGAGUUCAAUCAUAAACUCACUUUUGUUGAUUUUGAUCAGGAAGUAAACAAGAAUGCAUAUGCAGAUAUAUUAGUUGAAGAUAAAGGCAUCUAUCAGAUAUUGAUAGGUAGAUUAUUGUACCUAACUAUGACAAGGCCGGAUAUAACUUUUGUAGUACAACUGCUCAGUCAAUAUAUGCAUACACCCAAAGUCUCUCAUAUGGAAGCUGCAAAGAGAGUGAUAAGGUACAUUAAGUCUACACCAGAACUUGGACUUUUUAUGCCUACUGGUAGCUACAAUCAACUUGUAGCAUAUUGUGAUUCUGAAUGGGUAGCAUAUGUGGAGUCUAGAAGAUCAGUUUCUGGAUAUGUGGUAAAGUUUGGUGGUGCACUAAUUUCCUGGAAAUCAAAAAACUAA
Messenger RNA from Nicotiana tabacum (common tobacco), 555 nucleotides. RefSeq names its product secreted RxLR effector protein 161-like. The record is from RefSeq and is a predicted model, not a curated record. Lineage: Eukaryota; Viridiplantae; Streptophyta; Magnoliopsida; Solanales; Solanaceae.